This is a messenger RNA of Glarea lozoyensis ATCC 20868, 1086 nucleotides long. RefSeq names its product GroES-like protein. Bases 1 to 1086 code for a protein of 361 amino acids. The record is from RefSeq and is a predicted model, not a curated record. Lineage: Eukaryota; Fungi; Ascomycota; Leotiomycetes; Helotiales; Helotiaceae. Gene Ontology annotation, biological process: alcohol metabolic process. Gene Ontology annotation, molecular function: alcohol dehydrogenase (NADP+) activity; zinc ion binding. The transcript has 3 exons.
AUGGCAGCUCCAUCAUACAAGUUCCAAGGAUGGUUGGGACUCGACAAGAAUGCUGUCGAAGGAAAGAUGGAAUGGCAAGAGUAUGAGCCAAAGACCUGGACAGAGGAUGAUGUUGAUAUUAAGAUCUCUCAUUGUGGUAUCUGUGGCUCGGAUUUGCACACUCUCCGCUCAGGCUGGGGUCAAUCGAUAUACCCAUGCUGCGUUGGACAUGAGAUUGCUGGAACCGCCGUCAAGGUUGGAAAGAACGUUAAGCACAUCAAGGUCGGAGACCGCGUAGGUGUCGGAGCCCAGUCCGGGUCUUGCUUGGAUUGUGAGGAGUGCAGUGCUGGUCUUGAGCAACAUUGUACCUCCAUGGUUGGAACAUACAAUGGAAAGUACUCGGAUGGAUCAAAGUCCUAUGGAGGUUACGCGGAUUACUGCCGUGCGCCAGCUCAUUUUGCUGUCAAGAUCCCCGACGAGUUGUCUUUGGCAGAAGCUGCUCCUAUGCUUUGCGGUGGUGUUACAGUAUACAACCCUUUGGUGCACAACGGUGCCGGACCAGAUAAACGUGUUGGAAUCGUGGGUGUUGGCGGUCUCGGACAUUUCGGUAUCUUGUGGGCUAAGGCUCUUGGUUGCAAAGAAGUAGUUGCUAUCUCGAGAACCAACAACAAGAAAGAGGAUGCGAUGAAGAUGGGUGCCACCAAGUACAUUGCUACUGAGGACGAGGGAUGGGCAACGAAGAACGCAAGAUCUUUGGACCUCAUCGUUUCCACCGUCUCUAGCCCAAACAUGCCUCUCCAGCAGUACUUCCAACUCUUGCGAACACAAGGACAGUUCAUCCAGGUCGGUGCUCCAGAGGACAAGAUUCCAGCUUUCAGCGCCUUUGCUUUGAUCGCUAAGGGAUGUAAGAUGGGAGGAUCUGCCAUCGGAUCUCCAGCUGAUAUCGCUGCCAUGUUGAAAUUUGCUGUUGAUAAGAAGGUCCAUCCAAUCAUUCAAGAACGACCUCUGAAGGAUGCGAACAACGCAAUUGUUGACAUGGAGAAUGGAAAGGCCAGAUACAGAUACGUAUUGGUUAAUGAGAAGCACGCCAGCGAGCUCAAGGCUUAG